Molecule: messenger RNA, 645 nt
Organism: Aspergillus clavatus NRRL 1
Lineage: Eukaryota; Fungi; Ascomycota; Eurotiomycetes; Eurotiales; Aspergillaceae
Exons: 2
Coding region: 1-645 (214 amino acids)
Source: RefSeq, a predicted model, not a curated record
AUGGCACAGCACAGAGAGACUAAACAUGGACUGUAUGACAGAACUGAUACUGUUAUGGUCAAGAGAAGGAAGGUUGUUGGGCCCACCUUGCCAUCACUGUGUGAUACCAACAAACUGAGAGAUAAAGCGAGUGAUGAUAAUGGCAGCAUUGCUGCUCUUAAUCAUCAUAAUGAUAGUGAUCAGGAUAGCGACAACGAUGAGGAUCGCGAAGACGAGGAGGACGAUGAUAGCUACGGGCCCAGCCUGCCCCCCUUGGCUGCUUCUACCGCUCCAACCCAGCCUCAAGUUAUGGGACAUGAUACAUCCGAUGUUCGAACACAUGACCAGGCCGCUCAUGGCAAUGGUAUGAAACGAGAUGAGUGGAUGCUACAGCCCCCUCAAUCACCUGCCAUAUACGCGAAUCAUCUACCUACUAAGCUUGAGAACCGGAAAUUUCAAGGGGGCAAGUCCGCGAACAAACCACCAAAUGCCGGAGUGGAUGCAUCUUGGACAGAGACACCAGAGCAGAGAUUGAAGCGCCUGCAGGAUGAGGCAAUGGGCCUGUCGCCUACCAUUUUGAAGAAUGGGUGUGGUCCAGGCUCCAGAACUUCACGACGAGUAAUGGGAUUGGACCAGAACCCACGCCCGUGCAACCAUAACAAGUAA